Messenger RNA from Adineta ricciae, 2784 nucleotides. Lineage: Eukaryota; Metazoa; Rotifera; Eurotatoria; Adinetida; Adinetidae. The record is from the annotation of a GenBank genome assembly.
AUGUUUCCUUCGGCGAACUAUUUUCGUGAUAUCCCAUGUCCAUUCUUUUCUCGUGCUGCAUGCCCAAGACCUCAUUGUCACUUUAAGCAUGUUCAAACUGCAACACAAUCGAAUUUAACUUCUAAUAUUUCAAGUUCAGCAUCAUCGAUUAACAUUCCACCAGAUGCCAAUGAAACGCUUAACAAACUUAUUGCUCAAUUGUCGACGGCUGCUGCUGCUAAUUCAACACCAGCAACAACGAACUCUACAUCUGCAAUUGAUCUAACAGCGAUCUUUCAAAAUACACUUUUACAGAGUUUAACCACAGCUUUAACGAAUGCAAUUAAUUCAACGGCACUACCGCCAACAACAACUAACAAUGAUAUCUCAGAAAAAGUCAUACAAGCAAAAAGUACUGUUGCAACACAAUUGAAUCAGCAUCAAAGUCAGUCGGACACGAUACCUGAGUAUCGUCCAACACCACUCGCAGAACUUGAACGACGCAAGCGAGUUCAUCAGCAAACAUUGCAAAAACCCGUGAAAAAUGAUACGAGUAGCUUCGAUACAGAUAUCUACGGUCAAGCAACAUUUUCUCCUCCAUCUCUCACAUCAUCUGAGUCAGUAGAAGAAAUUAAACAAAAAGUUUCGACGAAUGCUCAAUCAAAUGCGACAAAUAGCAUUUCAAAACAAUCGUCAUUCGCAGACGAUAAACAUUCAUGGGUAACACCACCCAUUCGUCGAAAACUUUCUUCUUCAUCGGAUCAUAAUGAUCUCGAUGAACGAAAACCACAAUUAGCGAAGAAACUAGCUACUUUACAACAGACUUCAGCCGUCAACAAACCGAUCACUAAGCCAACAGCAACUGUCAAACCAAAUAUUAUCGCAAGCACUAAGAAACCAACUGCAUCUUCCACUAAUCCAAUGCUCAAACGAAUACCGAAAAAGACAACGCCAAUUGCAUCGAAAGUGCGCGUAUUGGAUAUCGAUCUCGACAAAGUUCCUAUCACUCCGUCAAUAAAACUCGAUGAUGAUGACGAUGACGAUGAUCUAACUACAAAACAGAUAACAAAAUCAACAUCAUUAAAACGCCCAGUAAAUGGUACACAUGAAACGCCUCAAAAGAAAGCUAAAGUAGUUCCCUUAACGAAACCAAACACUUUAACAGUGAAGAAAACACUUUCCAGUUCAAAUGGUAUUACGAAAACAGCAGUCAGCGACGAAGAUAACGAAUUAGCUCUCUUCGAUCAAGUAUUUUCAUCUUCGAAAAAAGUCGCACCUCCAACAUCCGUUCAACAACUCACAUCACGUUAUUCAGCAUCAGCGAACAACUCCAAUGAUAUAACUUCAACCGUCUCCACGAAUCAUACUCGUGCAGAGACAUCAAUGGACGGUCGUCGUAUUGCUCACAAACCCAAAAAUCAUCCGAAUCUAAGUAAUUCAUCUGCAACACCGACAUUGCACCCGUUAGUCGAUCCGAAUUCCAGCGUGAAUAAAAUUCCAUUCAAAACUCGACAAGAAUAUCUAACAUUCUUCUUCAAUGAACUGAAAAAACGAUCGACUGGUACGAAUGCGACAAGUGCAGCAGCAGCAGGAACAAUGAUUAUACGUGCUCAAACAAUCGAGAAAGAGAUUUUUGAUAAAUCGACGAGUAAAAAUUCGUACUUGAACUUAGCUGCCAAACACCUAAGACAACUACGAACAGAAGAAGGAACGAGUUCAACUAAACUGGAAUCUGCUACCUCAAAGAAACCGAAUCCUCAACGACUUGUCGUCUCGCAUUCCGCAAUGCUCACUGGUGGAAAAACAGAUAAUCUCGGUUUCGGUAUCAAAAAACAGAAAGAGGUCGAUAUGAAAACACUAACAGAUAACGAGCUCUAUACAUUUCUACUUGUGUACAAAGCGACGGAACAAGAUCUUACAGAUAAUGGCUAUCCGGCAUUCUCACUCGAUUUUCCAGAUAAAGUUUUAAUUAAGAAUAAAAAUCCGAUAUAUAGUUCAACAGUAAAACAUCAGUCAGCUGAUCCAAACACGCGGACUUGUUGCCGAUGUGGUAAAUUGUAUAAAAUUACGAAUGAGGGAGAAUAUGUCAAACAGGAUGAUUGUAUUUACCAUUGGGGACGGCUUCGAACACAACGAGUUGCUGGACAAAUCGAUAAAACCUAUUCAUGUUGUUCUUCGAAAACGAAUUCGGCUGGUUGUGCUGUUAGUCAAUAUCAUGUUCACGAUGCUGAUGAUACACAGCUAUUAUCAGGCUAUGUUAAAACUCAACCUCUUGGAAGGCAGCUGGCUCCUGAUGAAUCUUAUGGGAUUUUCGCACUUGAUUGUGAAAUGUGUUAUACAAUUAACGGUCUUGAGCUUGUUCGUGUGAGCGUUGUGAAUCAGAAACUACAAUCAGUGUACGAAACGUUAGUUAAACCACAUACUCGAGUACUUGAUUACAAUACGCGUUGGUCAGGCAUCAACGAGGCUCAGCUUCGCAGUUGUAACGUGACUAUAGAAGAUGUUCAACGACAUUUAUUGAAAUUAUUCAAUAAUAGAACGAUCCUAAUCGGUCAUUCGUUAGAAAGCGAUUUGAAAGCAUUGAAAAUUGUACAUGAGACAAUCGUUGAUACAUCGUUGGUUUUUCCACAUGCAAAAGGAAAACCGUUCAAGCGCGCUUUAAGAACGUUGAUGGCAGAGUAUUUAACAAAAAUUAUUCAAGAAAACGUCGAAGGACACGAUUCAGUGGAAGAUGCUAUCUCUUGUAUGGAACUGAUGUUAUGGAAAGUGAAACAAGAUCUCAAAACAGUCGCAUCUAAUCGUUAA